Triticum turgidum subsp. durum (durum wheat) is the source of this 2256-nucleotide messenger RNA. NCBI's taxonomy places the organism in Eukaryota, Viridiplantae, Streptophyta, Magnoliopsida, Poales, Poaceae. The record is from the annotation of a GenBank genome assembly.
AUGGAGCCGAUCCAACCCACGGCCACCCAAGCGAGCAAGAUCCGCGUCCAGCACGAGCCCGCUGACGGCGGAUAUGCGGCGAGCGGGGCUAUCGGCGCCCUCCCUAUCCACCUCAUUGAGAAGAUCCUCGGAUUCGCGUCCAGCACGAGCCCGCUGGAUUCGGUGUGCCUCGCCGUCGUCUGCAAGUCCUGGGCGGCGGCCGUCUCCGAGCGGCUAGCGAGACCCACCCCCCACCUGUUCGCGCUCAAGCUCGCCAACGUGCACAGCCAGUCCCCGUUACGGUUCAUGCUGCCGCCCGAGGAGGAGCGCCGCCACCGCGGGGCCAUCUACUCCCUGCCGGUGAACGAGGAGGGCUCGCCGUCGCUGGUGGCCCCUGCCCGCUUGCCCUCCGUGGUCCGCGACCCAAAAGGCAUGAACUUUAAGCUAUCCGGCGCCCUGCCCUGCGGCCUCCUCUCCUUCGCGGUCGGCAACCGCGUUGUCCUCGUCAACCCCAUCACCGGCGCGUUCCGGAGCGACGUGUAUGCGCCCUUCGGGACUGGAGCUAAGGUGAGGGCCGUCGCCAGCGCCAACGCGAUCUUCGAUCACGACUACGCCGAGAGGAGCGUCCCGCUCUGCUGGUGCACGGGGGAGUGGUCCGAGCGGAAGCUGCUCUCUGAAGAGUUCAAGAACAUUUAUCUGAUGGCCUACACAGACGGUGUCUUCUACGCGCUGGAAUUCCGGGGUUGCGCCUACACGGUGGACACACGCGUGCCACCACCAUGGCGCCUGAAGAAGCUCCGUGCGCCAAGCAUUCUCGAGCAGUACACCCCGAUCCGCGGGCGCUUCCUCUGCUACUCGCACCUGCUGGAGUCGGAAGGGGCAGUCCUGUUUGUUGGUCCGGUGCUCGCACCACGACAACCCACAUGCCGUGAUACCAUCGGUGGCUUCGAGGUGUACAGGCUGGAUGUCGAGGCGGCACGAUGGGUGAAAGUGGAGAGGCUUGCUGCUGACAGGGCGCUUUUCGUGAGUGAGCAAUCAUCGUUCUCUGUGCGUGCCUCGGAGGUGCCGGGGUGCAUGAGCAACUGCAUCUACUUUGUGGGUGAGGUUGAUGACUACUCCUACGUCACCUGGGGCGUCUACUCCAUGGAGGAGCGGAAGGUGCUGUUUCAGCGCCCCGUCGGUGGUUCUUGGGGAAGAUGCACGUGCGCAUUGUAUACUCGGGAGAAAGGACAAAAAUCUAAGUUCUUCAGACCUUGUAGCUUGGAUGAGCAUGAACUUGCUAGGCUGGCGCUGCUUUGGGUGUAUGGUAUCGGCCAAAUUCUGUGCCAAGGCGUUGGAGUGCUCUUUGAAUCCUUUGGCUCUGAUAAUGGGUGGUUUCUGGUAGCAAUUUUUUGUGAUGGGCAUGGUGAGGUGUGCAUAUGUGCGUUGCAGUGCUCUUUGAAUCCUUUGGCUCUGAUUGAGCCGGAAAUUGGAGGUUUUUUUUUACUGAAGACAGCAACUCUAGUUCCCUUUUUGGUAAAAGGAGUAACAGAAUGUUUUCACCUGUCAACACACAUCGGAAGAGCAGGAGAUUUGCACCCGACAACGCCCGUCGAAACACGUCAAAUCCCCACACCAGGUUUCAGUUCUGGGUCAAAAGCUUUGGGCAGCACAGUUUGUCUAAAACUGCAGUAUGUCAAAACCUCAGCGGAUCCUGAAGGAUACGAGAUAAAUGGGAAUACAUUUUACACGAUUGACCAAGAUCAAAAGAGUACCAACCAGAACAGCGGUGUCCGCUUUGAUGCAACAACCGAGAAGGGAAAGGACACAUAUUAUGAUUAUAUAGUGGACAUAUGGGAACUUGACUACGGACAAGAUUUUAAGGUCCCUUUGUUUAAAUGCAAAUGGGUCAAUCUGUCAGGAGGCGGGGUACAUGUAGACCCACAGUACGGAAUGACAACAGUCGAUCUGAAAAAUCUUGGGUACACUGACGAAUCGUUCGUCCUAGCCAAUGAUGUGGUACAGGUUAUCUAUGUGAAGGACAUGUCUACCGGACCAAGAAAAAGAAAAGAUAAGGAAAUGAAUACAUCAUACGAUGAGCCAAAGCGCCAUAUAAUUUUUUUAGGAAAAAGGGACAUCCUGGGAGUGGAGGGCAAGACAGACAUGUCUGAAGAUUAUGAAAGGUUUCAUGAAAUUCCUGCCUUCAAUGUCAAGGCUGACCCAAGCAUCCUGAUAAACGAUGUAGAAUAUCCAUGGUUACGGCGCAAUAAGAAAAUGACACAAGCGAAAAAAAAGUGA